Messenger RNA from Octodon degus (degu), 2711 nucleotides. It is a transcript of the gene Atrip, whose product is annotated as ATR interacting protein. The record is from RefSeq and is a predicted model, not a curated record. NCBI's taxonomy places the organism in Eukaryota, Metazoa, Chordata, Mammalia, Rodentia, Octodontidae. Gene Ontology annotation, biological process: DNA damage checkpoint signaling; DNA repair. The transcript is spliced from 13 exons. The coding region runs from base 80 to 2458 and encodes 792 amino acids.
UGGCUGAGGAGAGCUGCGGCGCGCGGGCAGUUGAUCUAGCUCAGGCCUCACGCCGACCUUCCUGGCCCUCGGGGGCGGCAUGGCCGGGACCUCCGCGCCGGGCAGCAGGAGAUGGAGCGGACCACCAAAGCUCCACCCUGGCCCGCCGCCCGUCACCGGCCACCUUCCGAGCAAGCGGGCCCGGGUCUUUCCCGCGGCCGCCCCUUUGGAUCCCGAAGACCCAUUCAGUGAACAUGGGGAAUUCACCGCCGACGAUCUGGAGGAGCUUGACAUCCUGGCGUCCCAAGCCCUGAGCCAGUGCCAGGCCACGCCACGGGACCUGUCCACUGUUCAUAAGGUCCGCAGAUUAGAUGGGAUGUCAAAUAGUCCUGCAGCGAAGAACAGAGAAAAUGCUCCAGUUAAAGAUAACUUCGAACUAGAGGUACUUCAAACACAAUACAAAGAACUUAAGGAAAAGCUGAAGGCAAUGGAAGAAGAAAUCCUCAUUAAGAAUGGAGAAAUUAAAAUCUUGCGGGACUCAUUGCACCAGUCAGAAUCCAUUCUGGAAGAACAAAAAAGAUCACAUUUCCUUCUUGAGCAAGAGAAAACCCAAGCACUCAGUGACAAAGAAAAGGAGUUCUCCAGAAAGCUCCAAUCAUUGCAGUCUGAGCUCCAGUUUAAAGAUGCAGAAAUGAAUGAAUUAAGGACAAAGCUUCAGAGCAGUGAACGGGUGAAUAAACGAGGUGCUCCAUCCAUUCCCAGUGUUAGUCCUAGGAAAAACUUUUCUGUGGUUGUAAGACCAGAAGCAUGUUCUUCACAAUUUGGAAAAACACCGUUUCCUACAAAGGAGUCUUUUAAUGCUAAUAUGUCCUUUCCCAACCCCUGCUGGACAGAACCAGAAUGCAAGUCUCUGGCGGGCAGAGAGGUUUCUGAUAAUAAGACCCACAGUCCGAGAGGUAGCAAUGUAAAGCAAGAAGAGGUGCAGAAAAACCUUACUGACAGCUGGAUGCAGAAAUCAAACACUGAAGGUUCCAUUUUGAUAAACCUAUUGCUGAAGCAGCCUUUGAUCUCAGGGUCAGGCAUAGGUCUUUGCCACCUCCUGAGCAGUUGUUCUGAGGCUUCUACUGGCAAUCUCUUGCAGCCAAUGGGGCUUGGCAGUAUUUUGGCUGUGAUUUCAGGCUUCAGAACCACAGGUUUUCGAAGUGGGUCAUUUUCUCCCUCAGCCCUGAGAGAAGCACAGAACCUGGCAUUCACUGGAUUGAAUCUGAUUGCCAGGAAUGAAGGCUCAUGUGAUGGAGACCCAGCAGAGGGAGCCGGAAGGGCCUUUCCACUCUGCCAGCUUCCUGGAGCCAUUCAUCUCCUCCCCCUCAUACAGUUCUUCAUUGGCCUACACUGCCAGGCUUUGCAGGAGUUAGCAGUGGCUAAGAGGAAUGGGUCAUCUGGGGACUCACCAACACAUAACUCUUGCAUGGGCUCUGGGGCAGAGGCUAGCCCUGAGGACUUAAUUUGCAACCUGGAAGGCUUCUCUGUGGCUUCACUUAGUGUUCUUCAGCAUCUGGUGUGUCACAGUGGAGCAGUCGUCUCCCUCUUACUGUCUGAUGUGGGGACAGAUACUGCUGCUAAGGAGGAAAAUGGGAGCCUGACUCACAGACAGACUUGUGGAGAUAUGAUCUCAGCCCCCACGGGGGUUGCCGAAGACCAAGGACAGCAUCCACUACUGAAGAUGCUUCUUCUCCUGUUGACUUUCUCUCCCACAGCAGCAGGUCACCUUCAAGCCACUGUCCCGAGCCAGUGUCUCAAAGUGUUGGUGAAAUUAGCUGAAAAUGCCUCCUCUGAUAUCUUGCCCAGGUUCCGGUGUGUAUUACCAGUGCUGCCACAGUGCCUCAGCCCUGAGAUGGUCUUGCCUUGUGUGCUGCUGACUGUUGAGCUGCUGUCUCUCCUGGUGGACCAUGAGAGCCUGGCACCGCAGCUCUGUUCCCACCCUGAAGGCUGCCUCCUGCUGCUGCUGUACAUGUACAUCACUUCAAGGCCUGACUCGGGGGCCUCAGAGACACAGUGGCUUCAGCUGGAACAGGAGGCAGUGUGGCUGCUGGCCAAGUUGGGUGUGCAGAGCCCUUCCUCCCCAGUCACUGGUUCUGACUGCCAGUGCAACGUGGAGGUGGUCAGAGCGCUCACGGUGAUGCUGCACCGACAGUGGCUGACUGUACGGAGGGCAGGGGGACCCCCAAGGACUGAGCAGCAGAAGCGGACCGUGCGCUGUCUGCGUGACACGGUGGUGCUAUUGCACAGCCUGUCCCAGAAGGACAAGCUCUUUACUGUACACUGCGUGGAGGUUCUGCAUCAGUAUGACCAGGUGAUGCCUGGUGUCAGCACACUGAUUCGAGGGCUCCCAGAUGUGACAGACUGUGAAGAGGCAGCCCUGGAUGACCUCUGUGGCCUGGAGACCGACGUGGACGAUGCUGAGAUGGACUGUAGCUGAGGCCCUGCACACCCAGUCACAUGGUGGCACCUUUACCUUCCUCACCUAUCCACAGAUUAAAAAUGACUGAGCACUGUGGCUCACGUCUGUACAUGCCUGUAAUUCCUGCACUCAGGAGGUCCAGACCUGUAGAUUGCUGGAAGAUAGCUCAAGGCCAGCCUGGGCUACAUAGUGAGUUCAAGGCCAGCCUGAACUAUAAAUAUAAAUAAAGCAAGACCAUCUCAAAACAAAAUAAUAAAAGCAAUGACUAGCC